AUGAGGGGGGCAGUGGUGGUGGUGGCUGCAUUGGUGGUAUGCGGUUGGGGGAAUGUUCAGAUGGCAAGUGCGGACACGAGUCCCAGCCAGUGCAAAGAGGAGAGGAACCUGCUGGUUAACGCUUGCAGGCCAGUGAUCUACGGGCGCAGCCCAUCUGCGGAUUGCUGCCAGCGCGUUCGAGUGAGCCAUGAGGAGUGUGUGUGCUCCUACGUCACUCCCAAGACCGCCUCCAUCAUUGGGGUCAUUGGUGUUGACAACGUGGUUAAGAAAAUUGAAGGGUGUGGAAGGACAGUGCCUCGCAAAUACAAGUGUGGGAGUAUCAGUUUUAUUUGUUAG
Molecule: messenger RNA, 336 nt
Organism: Vitis vinifera (wine grape)
Lineage: Eukaryota; Viridiplantae; Streptophyta; Magnoliopsida; Vitales; Vitaceae
Exons: 2
Coding region: 1-336 (111 amino acids)
Source: RefSeq, a predicted model, not a curated record